Messenger RNA from Selaginella moellendorffii, 1049 nucleotides. RefSeq names its product tetraspanin-10. The transcript is spliced from 12 exons. Gene Ontology annotation, cellular component: plasma membrane; plasmodesma. NCBI's taxonomy places the organism in Eukaryota, Viridiplantae, Streptophyta, Lycopodiopsida, Selaginellales, Selaginellaceae. Gene Ontology annotation, biological process: auxin-activated signaling pathway. Bases 120 to 923 code for a protein of 267 amino acids. The record is from RefSeq and is a predicted model, not a curated record.
CUUCUAGGUAGCGAGCUAGUACCAUUCCUGGGAGCUUUUUCGUUCGCCCGUCGUGCUUCUAGGGUUCCCGGUCACGAAUGUGAGAUCACGGCGCGGUCGAUCGAUCAGUGGAUUCGACAAUGGGACGGUAUCGGAUCAGCUCCUUCGUGAUCACUUGGAUAAACUUGAUCACUCUGAUUGCGUCACUGGCGAUUUUGUCUUUCGGGAUUUUCCUGGCUGCCAAGCAUGGGGAUUGCGAGAAGUUUUUCACGGCUCCUGUUCUCGUCAUUGGAGCGUUCUCUUUGAUCCUCUCACUCGUUGGCUGUGUUGGAGCUUGGAGGGACAACGUUUGCCUCUUGUGGACUUACCUGACUGUUUUGUUCCUCCUGAUCGCUGGAGUUGCCGUUUUCACUGUUUUUGCGUUCGUUGUGACAAGCAAAGGCGCUGGACAUGCUAUCAGUGGUCAAGCAUUCAAGGAGUACAGGCUCGGAGACUAUUCCCACUGGAUCCAGAAACAGACAAAUGACCCGGCGAGGUGGAAGCAUCUCAAGAGCUGUUUUGUGCAAACUAGCUUAUGCAACGAGCUCCCCAAGAAGUAUCAUACCAUCAGGAGCAUGAGGAACGGCAAGCUGAGCUCGAUCGAGUCAGGCUGCUGCAGGCCACCAUCUGAGUGUGGCUUUGCGAUGAAGAACUCAACGUUCUACGACCUCACAUCUCGGAUACGAAGCUCGAACAAGGACUGCAGAACGUAUAAGAACGACCGCGAGACCAAAUGCUACAACUGCGAUUCUUGCAAAGCUGGAGUGGCGGAGUACUUAAAGAAGAAAUGGCGCCGCAUGUCAACCUUCAACGUUGUCCUCUUCGUCAUCCUGAUUGUCGUCUACUCGGUUGGCUGCUGCGCCAGGCGUAGCGCAUCCCGAUCGCAGUACUACAAAAUCUACUAGCGCAGGAAGAUCGCUCGGGCCUUCGGGCCGAAGGAAGGCUGUGAAAAUUUCGUUGCAAAAACAGGAGAUCGCGUCUCCCAGGUUCGCUGCGAGCCACCAUUUUAGAUGAAGUUUUCUUUUGAUCCA